Molecule: messenger RNA, 8101 nt
Organism: Lymnaea stagnalis (great pond snail)
Lineage: Eukaryota; Metazoa; Mollusca; Gastropoda; Lymnaeidae
Source: the annotation of a GenBank genome assembly
AAGCUUGAAAACAAAAGAAUACAGAACUUGCACAUUUUUGGCAGCCUUUAAGUACAAUUUUUAAAAAUAUUUUUAAAAAUAAGUUUAGUUAGAUGUAAGAGACCGUGCGAGAGUUAGUAUAUCGUACUGAGAAGUUGGAGUUAGAAGAAUUGUUUAUGGACUCCGUGAAAAUACACUGUAUUCAAAACGUGUUGUGUAUAAGUACGUAGGACUUCUUGGAGAUUUUUGGCAUACAGUUAUUAUGAAAGAAACAGUUAGUUUAUUUCCUGAAAGUUAUAAGCAAGUCAAUAUGUGGUUGAACUUGAGAGUUUUAUAACCAAGUAAAUGUGUGGUGAACUUGAGAGUCUUAUAACCAAGUCAAAGUGUGGUGGAACUUGAGAGUCUUAUAACCAAGUAAAUGUGUGGUGAACUUGAGAGUCUUAUAACCAAGUCAAAGUGUGGUGGAACUUGAGAGUCUUAUAGCCAAGUCAAUGUGUGGUUGAACUUAAGAGUCUUAUAACCAAGUGAAUGUGUAAUGGGACUUGAGAGUAUUUUAACCAAGUCAAUGUGUGAUGGAACUUGAGAGUCUUAUAACCAAGUCAUUGUGUGAUGGAACUUGAAAGUCUUAUAACCAAAUCAAUGUGUGAUGGAACUUGAGAGUCUUAUAACCAAGUCAUUGUGUGAUGGAACUUGGGAUUCUUAUAACCAAGUGAAUGUGUGGUGAACUUGAGAGUCUUAUAACCAAAGCAAUGUGUGGUGGAACUUGGGAGUCUUAAAAAGUGAACGAAAAAAUGCAUAAAUGGGUUGUCAGCUCCAUUCGGACUGCAAACACUUUUCACUUGUUCUAUCGUGCUUCGCGGAUCCAUUUUGAAAAGAGGAAAUAAUUUCAGUAUAAAACAAUCUAUUUUUAGCGUGGUCGUCCUAUAUUUAUAUACAUCGUUGACAGCAAUUUGGAGAUACGGAUUGCCUAGCUAUUAACUAACUCAGACAUGGCUAACUGUCAAUGAUUUCAGAAAUGGCUAGCUGUCAGCUAAUUAAAACGUGACAUGCAGUGAACUAUUUCAGACAUCGCUAUAGCUGUCAACUAUUUCAGACAUGGCUACAGCUGUCAACUAUAUCAGAUUUGGCUAUGGCUGUCAAAGAGUUCUCACAUGGCCAACUACCGUUUCUCCCUAUUAGUUAAUUUCCUGAACAUAACAUUUGUAAUAUUAUCUUUUUUUUUUUUAAAUGUGAUCUAGAGAUCCAAUUUUGAGUGAGGGUGCUGUUGGUGGAAAAUAACACCAUCUGUUUCAUAUAGCAUCAAUAUAUUUGAUUACUUGCGUUGAUCCCUUAAGCCGUCAAGCGCGUUUAGAAAAAAGAAAGAAAAAAAGGAAGUAAGCAUCAUUUAAUACCACCAGCGAGCGCAACAGCUGGCUUGAGUCACAUACACGGAGACAGGGAAUGCUGAUGUUGCGCUGCUAGGGAUGAGAAACACGAGACGAGUUUUGGAGGCAUGAAACGAAUCAAUUACGGUUAGCCGAAGUGUGUACGAAAUGGCCGUAUGACAUUUAUGAUAUAUUUUUGGGAAGAGGGGGGGUGUAAAAAAAAAGUGGGGGGGAGGGGGCGGAAGAAGAAUUUGACCUAGUUUGCUGUACCUUAAAAAAGUGUGGUCAGUUAUACAAAGAAACAAUUUCUACAAAAAUACACUUUGGGAUGUCAUUGUAAAGAUGUUGUCUUUUGUCCACAUUAAGAUCAAAGUUCAAUUCUUAUAUUUGUAUAGUUUUUUGGUGACCCCCCCCCCUCCAACCCUGGUGAACCAUUGCUAGCAAUAUACAUGAGCCUUGUAACCCACUCCCUUACUCAGCCUACUGUCUCACCCACAGCCCACAUCGUCAUCAUUGCAGAUCAAUAGUUUCCCAAUAUACUCUGCCUACUUUUAUUGUUAUUUGUUAAUCGAAUACUGUAAAAAAAAACAAAACAAGAAGAAAAACUGUCGCCAUGUAUAUUGCUGCGUCUGGACGAGGUUUGCAUACGUCAAUGCAACAUCUGUUCCUCAGCCAAUGGUCACCUCACAUUUUUUCUCGAAGCAUCAGUGAACAGUUGAUUGCUAAACAAGAUCUUACACUUAAAAAGUCUGAGGAAAAUCUCUCUCUCUUUUUUUUUUUACAUUUCUGUUUUCGGUGUAGCCCAGGGGUGUAGCCAUGGCGGAACCCUUUUUAUGGCAGGGCUUACCUUGAUGUUGUCCUGGUUCUUGUUAUGUGGCCAAGGUAUGGCCUACCUUGGAGGUUGUCAUGGUUCUUGUUAUGUGGCCAAGGUAUGGCCUACCUUGGAGGUUGUCAUGGUUCUUGUUAUGUGGCCAAGGUAUGGCUUACCUUGGAGGUUGUCCUGGUUCUUGUUAUGUGGCCAAGGUAUGGCUUACCUUGGAGGUUGUCCUGGUUCUUUUUAUGUGGCCAAGGUAUGACUCACUUGGGGGUUGUCCUGGUUCUUGUUAUGUGGCCAAGGUAUGGCCUAUCUAAAACAAUAAAAAUAUUAAAAGCAUUAUAAUAAUUAUUAUGGCACCCAAAUGUUUUUUCAUUGCUAUUUUCUUCUUGGUUGAAAAACAACAAUAUUUUCAAAGUAACGUAUUGUAUAUUUGCAUAUGAUCAUGAGAAUUAAACCCGAAAGGACUGAACAAGGAAUUAAAUAUAGGAAUUUGGUAAGAUCUCAGACACUUCAGAAGAAGUAGCAUCACUAACANUGUUUUUUUUUUUGGGGGGGGGGAGGAGGGACACACCAAACGGUUAAUUUAAAAAUGUUAGAUUUCUUUCGGGGUUAUUACAGGACGGAUCGUAGCUUAAUACAAGAGCAGGGAUUCACCAGAACUGGACGCCGCCCCCCCCCCCAGAGCAGCCAAGACAGGGUGGUCAGGAGACAGCAGUUUGCCACCAGACCACCAGAACAGGUUGCCACCAGAGCAGGCCAACUCGGUGGAGGUCGAUUGGGAAGUUUGAAUUUUUAAAAUUAUAAAUGAAGCAAUGAUUUUAUUGGUCGCUGUAUUCCGCCUUGUUUACUCCGAUGACUCAUUUAUACAUUUAUGUUAGGCGUAUACUGUUUCACGUGGACUGCAUUCUUGGCACAGAAACUAUUAUUGCUCGGCUCUAUGUUCCUCUCCUUCUUAUGUCAUCUUAGGCAUUUUUCUUAGGUCUUAUUAAGUCUUCUUAGGCCUUCUUAUGUCAUCUUAGGGCUUCUUUUAUGUCUUCUUAAGUCUUCUUGGGUCUUCUUAGGUUUUCUUAUUCCUUCUUAGGUCUUCUUAGGCCUAUGCCUUCUUAUGUCUUCUUAAGUCUUCUUGGGCCUUCUUAGGUCUUCUUAGGUCUUCUUAGGUCUUUUAAAAUCUUAUGUCUUCUUUUAACUUUUAUGUUUUCUUAGGUCUUCUUAGGUUUUCUUAUUCCUUCUUAGGUCUUCUUAGGCCUAUGCCUUCUUAUGACUUCUUAGGUCUUUUUUAUGUCUUCUUAUGUCUUCUUAGGUCUUCUUAAGUCUUCUUGGGUCUUCUUAGGUCUUUUAAAAUCUUCUUAUGUCUUCUUUUAACUUGUAUGUCUUCUUAUUUCUUCUUAGGUCGUCUUAUUAUGUCUUUUUAUUCCUUCUUAUGUCUUGUUAUGUCUUUUUGGGUCUUCUUAAAUCUUCUUUGGCCUUCUUCUUUCGUCUCAUUAUGGCAGUAUAUCUGAUCCACGUAUACCUAAUAUCAUUCACAGGGUUCCUUAAACGAUCGGAGUCACUGAUUUCUCUAAGUAGAAUAUCAUUUCAUUUAAACUAUAACCAGCUGAAUUUACCUGACUAAGUGAUGUCCCGUAGAACAGUGGUUCCAAACCUUUUUAUUUUUGGCACCAUUCACCGUUUCUUUUUUUUUUUUUUGGGGGGGUGGGGGCAAAAACAUUUUUGGGGGGGCAAAAACAAUUUCUACAGACCGAGGUUUGGGAUGCUUAGGGAUUGAUUCAAGUGGACUCGACGUCAAUCGAGAGCCUCAAGGCUGCCCUGGCAUCUGCUGGGAGCCGUUUAGGAUAGCAUCAUUGCUUCCCCAACCGCUGCACAUAUGCCAGUUCAUGAAGUCAGCAACGCACCCUACCAGAAGAUCGAGAAAAAAAAUAAAACGCUCGCUCUCCGUGUCACAAUGUGUCCCAGUUCCUAAUAGGCCGCACACCGGAAGUCAGCGGUCCGAUGGUUUGGGAACCCUUAAUAUAAUGAUAUAAUUUAACUUAUUUUGCAGAGCGUCCACUAGGACUAUCCCUACACUGUGAUGGCAGGAGCCGGGUCAAUGCUAAAAGGAAAAGAGUAAAACAGAUCUAAACAUUAUUGCGCUACACUGGUUUAAUUAGUGCUAUACAUAUUUUUUAAUCCACAGCCAUGAAAUUCCAAGCGAUUUUCUUCGUGCUCUUCGCGCUGGCCUCCAGCUUCAUGUCCAUGUACGCUGUGGUCAGUGGACAAGAACUUACCAACGACACGACGACGACAACGUUCGCCCCAAUCAACCCCCCUGUCAGCACCAGCCAACCAUCAGCUUUUUCUGCCACGAACGAUUCAGCAUCCUCAAACUCAACGGUAACGGCGCCCCCCGGGGCGGACAACGGCGUGUCUCCGACCACUGUCGCCGUCACGAACCCGACGACCACCGUCGCCAGCACGGCGCCUCCGACAUCUGUCAACAGUUCUACGGACGCGGUGAACGGGACGGGGUCUCAGAACAGCACGGACGCGCCACCGCAGAACCUCGUAGCCAAUGGCACAGCAACAACAACUGCAACUACGACUACAACUGCAACUACGCAAGCGCCUAAGGGGGUCAGUGAGUCUUGUUUGGAAGCCUGGAGGAAACAUCGCGAGAAUCGGAGUGUAGAUGAUUUAUGCCAAAACAAAAACUACCGGUCAGUAGCCUUAAUAUAUUUAACCGCCCCCCCACACUUUUUUUUCCCAAACACACGCACACUUAUUUAAAACUGACCCUUCCAACAAAAAAUGAAUUGGAACCAAUCGAAUUUUUAUUAUCUUUCUCAAGUCUUUUUGUCAUUGGACUAUACGCAACGAACACAAAAAACUUUGUUUAUAGCCGACUUUGAACGAAUCCAUUCCAAUUAUUAGGACUGAACCUUCUAGCAUAAGCGCUAUACGUGAUCACUUCUCAUUGAAAUCAAACACGUUGUGUUAUAAUUAGUAUUCGUUUUUAAGCAUCCGUCCAUCUCCGCGAGGCCGGUGGGUCAUUUCACUGGAGAAAUAAACAACAUUCUAGCCGGUAUAAAAUAGUAGAGUACAGCUUAGUACCUAGGGAAGCUAGUAGAGUACAACUUAGUACCUAGGGAUUCGUAGGAAAUGCCAAAACUUGUUGUUUUUUUAAUUGAUUACCGGGGCAUACUAACUACAGAACGUCUUCACCGGAGUACGACGUCACAGGGCAGCUGAGGUUCACAAUCGAAGUUUUCCUUCUCUGAGACACCAUCUGAGGUACCAUCCCAGGCACCAUCCGAGGUGGGACGCAUCCCAUCUUCCCCGAGUGCCUGGAUUUCUUCGAGGUUCGAGCACCAGCCGACAAGUAUUCUGUUUUUGGCUGAUCUCGAAACGCUCCCACUUGCUUGACCACACAGCCAUCCAGCCUUAAGCAAUGAGAAAAUGACCCUUGAAUGAACUGCGGCAGUAAUUAAAUGACUUCUAAAAAAAUGAAAUGUUUGUGAAGAGACUGCUAAAACUAUUUAAAAAUAAUAUAAUUACAACAAAUAGAUCCACCAAGAUAAAUCCAGUGUGACAUUCUAACUAUUUAAAAAGUUGAACAUCACACACUAUUUCAAAAGUUUAACAUAACAAACUAUUUUAACAGUUCAACGUCACAAAAUAUUUCAAAAGUUUAACUCCACAAUCUAUUUCAAAAGUUUAACUUCACAAACUAUUUCCAUAGUUUAAGUUCACAAACUAUUUCAACAAUUUAAGUUCACAAACUAUUUCAACAGUUCAACGUCACAAACUAUUUCAACAGUUCAACGUCACAAAAUAUUUCAACAGUUUAACUCCACAAUCUAUUUCAAAAGUUUAACUUCACAAACUAUUUCCAUAGUUAAAGUUCACAAACUAUUUCAAAAGUUUAACAUCACAAACUAUUUCAACAGUUGAACGUCACAUAAACUAUUCCAGUAAUGCAACAUGCUCCACUGUUUCAGCAACGUGUCUGGAUGCGAAGAGGGCGAAGGCCAGAUCCUAUUCACCUCCGACUGCUGGUUUUGGGGGAAGCUCAACUCCACAGGUCAGAGCGUGGGUGACCACUGCAUUGGGCGGGUCACCGAGUGCCUGGCCAACGUGACGGGGUCAUCGCCGAAUGACGUGAAGACCGCCUUCUGUCACCUGGACAAGGUGCACAGCGACUGCUUCACCACGGUGGAUAACUCCACGUAAGUCUUACGUUUGGAAUCUUGCAGAACGCGGGCCGGGGGGGGGGGGGGGGCGCCACAUUUUGCUUAGAGAACUCAAAACUUCAGACAUAUUUUUGUUAAAAUAUAUCUUCGCCAAAUAACAUCAUCGACACUUAGCAGAUUAGCAUGAGACGAAGAGAUAUAGAGAGAUAAGCAUGAGAGAGAGAGACAGAGAGAAUGAGAGGAGAGUUAGAGAAAAACUAAGAGAGAGAGAAAGUGAGAGACAGCGAGAGAGAGACACGGGGGGGGGAGAAAGAAAGCGCGAGAGAGAAAGAGAGAGAGAAAGAUAAAGAGAGAAAGACAGUGAAAGAGAGAGAGAGAGAGAGAGAGAGAGAGAGUGGGGAAGAGAGAGAGAGAGAGAGAGAGAGAGAGGGGGAGAGAGAGAGAGAGAGAGAGAGAGGGAGAGAAAGAGAGAGAAAAAGAGAGAAAUAAAGACAGUGAAAGAGAGAGAGAGAGAGAGAGAGAGAGAGAGAGUGGGGAAGAGAGAGAGAGAGAGAGAGAGAGAGUGGGGAAGAGAGAGAGAGAGAGAAAGAAAGAGGGAGAUAAAGAGAGAGAAAAAGAGAGAAACCAUGUAGAGAUAAAGAAGGAGAGAGAGAAGAGUUUGAGAAAGAGAGAGUGAGAAUGAUAAAGAGAGUGAUACAAAGUGAGGGAGAGAAAGAGAGUGAGAGAAAAAGUGAGAGCAAGAUAGAGGUAAAGAGAGAGAGAGAGAGAGAGAGAGAGAGACGAGCGAGUACAAAGAAAUUUCCAAACUUAAAACAAACAAAACGCAAACCUCAACUAUAACUCACUUUGAGUUCACUUUGAAAUUAUUUCUUUCACUCCACACCAGGCAUGCUUGUUCGGCCAGCGACUACCAGGCUGUCCUCAAGGUGUCCGAUUGCUCGUCGUCCAGACGUGUGGCUGAGGUUUGCACGCUGAUAGUUCUCCUGGCCAGUGUGGUUGCCCUGGCCUUGACCUCCGAAUAAGUUCAGGCAGUAGUCGUUUAAAACUUUCGAACUUUUCCCGCUUUCGUCCUUGUAUGUACAAUGUACAUAAUCGUUUUCGACAUUUUAAACGCUGCAAUUUUUUGAACUCUUUCUAGAACUAAAUAUAUUUCAUCUCUCAUUAUUAAAUUAACCAAUAAGAUGUUACUUAUUGUAAAAAAAAAAAUGAUAACAUUUGAAACAAAAUAAAAAAUAUACUGUCGAAAAGAUCAACAUUUUAAGAAUUUGAAAUUAUAAAAUAAAAACGACUUAAAUUGUAAUACUUUGGUAUCAACCAAAUUUAUUUCACAUUACGUCUGUGAAAUUAGCUUUUUUUUGUAAGGGCUUUAUUAAAGCAUGUUCAACUGUUAGAAUCUCAGUUAAUCAAUUCAUCGCAUAAUCAUAUUAAAUGAAUCAAUUAAUAUAUGCAACAUUUUUUUUGGUGCCUUUUAAUACAUAUCAUAUUCGUUUUUAUUUUGAUUAGGGGCCAACCACAGAUAAUGACACGCAGCUAGCCUUUCCGAUUUUGUCCCCCCCCCCACCCCUUUUUUUUGUGUGUGCAUCUCAUUGUCACAAAUUCGUACCCCUCAUAAUACAAAGUUUCAAAUUCGUUACAACCCCCACCCCCAACCCCCCCAACCAUGCAUGGCGUUAUUUAAGGUUGGACCUUUUUAAAAAUAAACAAUUAUAAAAAAUAAUAUGUGUUUUUUUUUUACGUUCAAUUUGUUUUGAAAGAACGCGGUUGCAUCACGAUGC